Fomitiporia mediterranea MF3/22 is the source of this 2144-nucleotide messenger RNA. RefSeq lists its product as uncharacterized. The record is from RefSeq and is a predicted model, not a curated record. Lineage: Eukaryota; Fungi; Basidiomycota; Agaricomycetes; Hymenochaetales; Hymenochaetaceae. Bases 803 to 1654 code for a protein of 283 amino acids. The transcript has 4 exons.
GCUAACAUUUAUCAUCCCUCUUCGCGCACCGGUGCGGCGCGGAGUCAACAUAGUCUUCUUCGGAACGUCAAGAAGUCAAGUCGCAGAUUGGAAAAACUGAAUUGCUGCGUCACAGCACUCACACGACACGAGGCUCGCGUCCCUAUAUGCCGUACUCGCCCAAGCUUCUCGCGUCUACGCGAGACGUCCUGAAGCGAACUGUUGGUGCGUUCCCAAGUCCGCACAAUAUCCGCGAGCGCAUAGACUUACAAGAACACAUAAUGCGCUGGUUUCGGUAGAGGAAUGAGGUAUAGGGACUGCCUUUUCGUCUUUGCGCAGACUUGUAAGAGUCUUUCUCUUUGCCCUGUCCUGUCCUUUCGUCUUUCAUCUUUCGUCCUGUCUUGACUUGAAAUCGUUCGACGUCCACACUCUUUACUUGUACUUCCCUUGUUUCAUCCUCGGGAUUUCCUAUCUACCAUCCAUCCUUCCUCGAUCUCGAAUUGCGCGAACUUGUAGAUCAGAAUGCCUCCCGCCCGCGGCCGCUUAUAUGGAAGAGACGAUGUGGAUCCGUCUUCUGUCGGCCCAGGUCAGAGGGUCAGCAUAGACGGCGGUAUCGACUCUAGCAAAAACAUUAUCGCAAUGAUUAAGAUAAACAAUAGUCCUCUUCAUCGUUGUUGUAGUCUCGUACCAGUACUUCUCUAUCACCAUUACGCGACGUGAGGAAGCACGACGAAGAACUGGUUCCAGACAUGGUCAUAGACGAACGAGGAGUGCACCACGCGUACCCUUCACUACUCGACUCCGAGCACUUAUCCGACGGUGGAUGACGUUCCUCAAGCUCGUCGUCUCGCCAGCAGCCAAGCCUGCGCCGUCCACCUCAAGCACAAGUUCUACAGAAGCCCUAUUGAAGAAGAUCACUCCACGCCGAACACCAAAACGACGAACACUCUUCAACUUACCAUGUUUCGUUCGACAAAAGGAACAACCUAGGUCCAAGAGAGAGUCUCGUCGCGCUCUACGUCCACUCCUCUUGAACAACGAAGCCAUGUACACAUAUACGCCAAGAAGUCCCAUCGACGACAAAACUCAAGAACUCCUCCGUUCACCAGACGCGUUCGCCGAGUUUUCCGACCCUGUACGUAACAUGAACUUCGUGCGCAUGCAGGACGAAGUCCAGCUUCGAAAGGAGCGAGAUGAGAUCUGGUACGAGGAGCCCUUAAAUUCGCCCGAGAUACCUAGCGUUGCCUGCGUCGCCCCGCUCGCUCUUCGCAAAAAGUGCAGUUUGCUGAGGGAAGGCGACAAAACAGAUGACGAGCAAGCUCCCAUCGAACGCUCUCCAGGUCGCGUUAUAUAUCCACCUCCUCCAAUUGUCGUACCCGCCACGCCGCCGUCAACCGUUGACGUCGACGAAAAGCAGAACGUGAUAUAUUAUCCGUCCUAUGAUACAACACGUCCAUUAUCGAUCAUUGAGGAGGAAGAUCCAGAUUCCCCUGCGCCUCGCAGUUUCUUCGAGAUUUGCGGAGACGAGGACGACGAUGAACUCCGUCGCAGGAAGAUUCGUUUAAGAUUCCCUCUGCCUUCGCCGAUAAAAGCGUCCUUACAAAACGACAUCGACGUCUUUUCAAUAGGAAGCUUCAGUGUAUCGGACGAGUCUAGCGACGGCUCUGGACAUUGAUUAUUUCUCCCAGGUACGUUCACUUUCUGUAUAUUUUCAGCGAAUUUCCACAUGAACUGACAACCUACACUCGUUCAUUCUUAUCUUUAUUACAUUUCGUCGAUUCGCUCUUUUCCCUCGCCACUCGUUUCAAUCGGAACUAGUACUGUCAUUUAUCGGCUUGUAUGUGUGUUUCGGGUAAAUAAGUUAACCCUAUGUACUUUUAUUUUCUGGAUUUCGGCGGAGCAGAGAUACUUUGAUUACUUAGAAACGAUGGACUUGAGUAGACAGGAGUUCUGUACUGCUGUCGAGAGUGACGUGGAUUACUAUUCCUGAGUGACGUGAGAAGCCAGCUAGGUUUGAAGUUAGCCAAGCAGUUUAAUAUCAGAGAGUUAGGUCUCUUCAAGGAAUAAGAUAGUACAAAGAGUCCUCCGAGAAGCCAAAAGACAAAACUGUUUCAAGAUUAAAAUAUUGCUUAAUCUUGCACGGAUAGAUGGGCGGUGGAUGGAUU